Molecule: messenger RNA, 3936 nt
Organism: Toxotes jaculatrix (banded archerfish)
Lineage: Eukaryota; Metazoa; Chordata; Actinopteri; Toxotidae
Product: syndecan-2-like
Exons: 5
Coding region: 230-1075 (281 amino acids)
Biological process (GO): cell migration
Cellular component (GO): cell surface; membrane
Source: RefSeq, a predicted model, not a curated record
CACUGCCAGUCCAAACAACUUUUCCAGAGGAACUCCACAUCACUACGCGUCCAGGAGCCCUCCACCGAAGUGCCGAUAUUUCUCCGAGCCGCCGAAAACACCAGUGAAAACGUGACGAGGAAUUUAGCUUAACGACAUUGCUUUGCUUCUCAGUGUCUAUAAUUUAGUUUUUCCCCCCUCACCGUAUACAUUUUCCCGUACAACUGCCGUUUCUUUUUUGGAAGUGAGGAUGAGGAAUCUGUGGUUGUUGUUCCUCGUCGGGCUGGCGACUGGGUUUAUCAGUGAAAAACUUUUGGUCUCCUCCCAGUCACAGCCUUCAAUAGAUGACCUGUACCUAGAGGGCCAAACAUCAGGUGACCUUCCUAUAGAUGAUGAAGAUGGCGAAGAUGAUGGCUCAGGCUCAGGAUCUGGAGACUAUGCUUUUGUCCGCAUCGAAGAUAGUGAGAUGCUGGAGAGGUUCCUCAACUUCCCAAGGACCAGAGAAAUGGUUCCAGCUCAGCCACAGCCAACAGCAGACUCUUCUCACAACCCACCAACCACAGCAGCAGGCAGCCAGGAUCAAACAACCACAGUGAAGACAACACCGUACAUAUUCCCUUCUGGAGAAGAUGGGGAUGCAGGGGAGGCGCUUGCUAUUGGCCCAACAGCUGGCAUAGAGAAUGCCAGCCCCAGCUCCUCCAAUGUGACUCCCACUGGAACCACUGCCACUGAAUUCAGUAUCGCCAAAGAUGCAGACGAGGACAACAGCCUGGAUAGGUUGCAGACAUCAAAAGAAAGUGAAGAAAAAGUUUUGAUCCAAGAGGGGGUUGACAAUGAAGUUCUGGCCAAAAAUCGAGGCAAAACAUAUGCAAUGGAAUCUUCUGAAGAGGUGACCCCUGAGAACUUAUGGGAGAGGACAGAAGUUCUGGCAGCGGUGAUAGCAUGCGGAGUGGUCGGGUUCCUCUGUGCUGUUUUCCUCCUCCUACUUCUUGCCUACCGCAUGAAGAAGAAGGACGAAGGUAGCUAUGACCUUGGAGACACCAAACUUUCCACGACAGCCUAUCACAAAGCGCCUACCAAGGAGUUUUAUGCCUGAACUGACAAAUGAGGACUUUAAAUGGAAUCUGUCACCUGCCAGUCAGGACUAAGAAUGGAUCUAUAAACAGCUGAAGAUGAUUCUAUUUGUUGAAGUUUGAAGUCAAACACCUCUGCUCUUCUUCAGUGCUAAUAUUUCCUGUGUUCCUCCUCCUCCAUCCUUUCAUCUUUUUCUCUACAUGUUCAGUUUUUGUGAAGAGGAGGUCAUAAGAGAACAAAUAAUAAUAAAAUAUCAUUCCAUUCCAUUCAUUCAUUAGGGAAGGAGUUAGUCAUUUAAUACGCAUCCUAAAUUUUAAGGAAGGAAUCUCCUCUUGAGUAUCACCGUGGAAAACCACUAUUCUUGUCUAGUAAAGUAAUCAACUUGAAAGUAUUGUUAACAUUGUGCCUUUAAACCCAUUUUACUUCUCUACGCUGAACACGAGGCUGGGCUUGGUUCCGCAUUAGCAGUAAAUCAAAUAUCCCAUUUAGCAGAACUGAACAGUCCCAAGUCAGCAAAACAGCAUGGGGAAGUAAACAUAUUAAUAGCCUUUUCACAUUUUGAAUGCUGUUAAAGGAAGCUGUGGCAUGUAUAGGAUUAAUAUUACAAAGAACCAGCAAACGCUGAUAGCCUUUACCCUUUAUUUGAGGUCAAAUGUGCUUUGUUUGUUAACAUCUUGCAUUGUUACAUUUCAUUUUCUGUACGCUUUUCUGAAUUGAAGAUUUUUUUUGUUGUUAUGAGGAAUGAAUGUGUUUUUUAUAUGCUGUCCAGUAUUUGUAACUCUUCAGGUACAUAUUUUUGUUGUUUUCUCAUAAGUAUUUGACCCCUAUAAAACUGACCAAAUAUAAAUGUGUUUUAUUUCUCUUUAGGAAAAUUAUUUUUAGUAGCUUUUUCGAUGUUUGUUGUUUUUAGAGAUUAUAUUUCUGUAAGCCAUUUUUUAAAAAGAGACUUGAGUCUUUGCACUCAUACAGCGGUAGCCUUACAGGUAAAUGUCCCUCAACCUUGCAUCUGUCCAACAUUAGUAAUAUUUUCGGGACUAUUCUAUUUGGUGACUGAAUGCAGCAAACAUGUGGCCAGGAUUGCUACAGUAGAGCCAAAGCUAAUGACUAUAAUUCACAAACCAUCUAAGUGACCAGUGUUGUCUGACAGAGGCCAAAGCACAUUCCUUUCGUACUGUCAACUGUAUACAGCUGUAAUGGCGGGUUUGAAGUUAAAGGGACAGUGACAGCGUUGAGUUUUUUUUUUUUCCUUAGUUUUUUUAUUUAAUUCAUGCAGCCGGUUUGGAGAGUUAAAGAUUUCUGUUUCUUCUUAACUGUAAUAAGCAAUGUUACAAUGCUAGUCUGAGUGGUAAGCAUGUCAGGGUUUAAACACACUUCCUAAUUCUCAGUGUAUAACUCAAGCAGCCAACCAAAGGAGUGUAGGAUCUUUUAGAGCUUUGCUAAGGAUAUACUUAACAGCAGUGACAACAGUGUGUUAUUCCCCUGAUAGCAUCAAUUUUACUUAUGUAUGGGGGAUUUGUCCUAUAUGUAGACACAGAGGAAGAUUUUUUUUUCAAAUCAACCUUGGCUGAGUUCAGUGGUUGGUUGAUUCAUACAGAGAGUUGGAGGUUGAGCAGUUAAACUAUGAGUAGACCUGCCAUUUAUCUACAAAGUCUCAUCAAAGUUACAUUAAUUUCUGAUUGUUUCUGUUGCUCUGAGUUUGUUGACUUUGAGUUAUAUAUUGCAUAACAAAUGUUAAAUCAUUAUAGGCAUUUCCUUAUAGGAUUGUAAUGGACAUUUUUGUUUGUUGUUAGAUUUUCCUUUGUUAAUAGUCACUACCUGUGUCUAUUGCAACGUGUUUUUUGAGUCUAUUAACAGUUUGAUUACCCUCAUGCGUGAAGUUACAUUUAUCUUUUAUGCUCCAGUCAUGGCUUCCAGUCGUGUUUUCAUGAUAUAUCUGCCUUGAUCAUAAUAGAGCGGUAACAGAUUAUUUUAAAACAAUUCUAGACUGCCUGAAUGCAAAUGCACAUGCAAACUACCUAUUCACCAUGGCUGGAAUAAACAGGACGACCUGAUCACUAACCUACUGUGACUUACUGUUGAUAACUUGAUAUUUGUUGCACUUGACUCCGCAGUGCCUUGUAAGUCAUUGUCUACAUUCAUUUACAGUAUUAGUGUCAUGCUCUGACCUUCAAGCUGUACAGAACCACAUCUGUAGACUAGUUCUGGGCUACACUGCACUGUGCCAGUGUGGUCUCAAGAAAAGUAAUUUCUGUGACAGAAAUGUCUGACAUAAACCAUAUCCUUAAAGAGUUAGGACAACGGGUCACUAUUCACAAUCCAACAGAUGAUGACAUACCAUAACCUUUCUUUUCUAAAAUCUCUGUACAUUUAUACAGUAUGUUGAUGAUACUAUAAUUUAUAAGUAUUAAUUUAUAAGUACUUCGACAAUAGUCCAGGUUAUUAGGUCAGUGAUAAAUUGGGAUUGUACAGUGUUUACUCAUGUUUGAAGCCUCUUUGUGCCUACUGCUUUUUUUUUCCUAUUUAUGAUUUUUAGAAUAUUUACAAGCUUUAGUUCAAUUAAUUUUCAGUUUCAUUAACAGUUAUUUAGCUCUUUUGAAAUGCAUUUUUUUCAUAUGAAUGGCUUUAAUACAUGAUUCAAAUAGAAUAAUUCUUUGUAAAUAUUUUGCAGCUUUAAUUUUCUUUUUUGUCCAUGUUGAACAUGAAUUGACUGAAGCCUUGAGGUAACAGAUAAUCACCUACACAAUGGUGAGGACAAGCCAAAAAUCAACACACCAAUAAGACGUAUGCACGACAGGCUGCCUUACAGAGAACAGUGUUGCUGAAAUGGUGUAUCUUAUGAGGUUCACUACUGAAUAAAAGAUGUGGCUUUAAUGCAAUGGUGAA